Messenger RNA from Perca fluviatilis (European perch), 3258 nucleotides. It is a transcript of the gene gpr39, whose product is annotated as G protein-coupled receptor 39. The record is from RefSeq and is a predicted model, not a curated record. The transcript is spliced from 3 exons. Bases 544 to 1767 code for a protein of 407 amino acids. Gene Ontology annotation, biological process: G protein-coupled receptor signaling pathway. Gene Ontology annotation, cellular component: membrane. Gene Ontology annotation, molecular function: G protein-coupled receptor activity. Lineage: Eukaryota; Metazoa; Chordata; Actinopteri; Perciformes; Percidae.
GACCUAAUGUGGAACUGCCCUGCCCUCCUAGGUGGGGGGGGAGGAGGAAACCUGUGCGAGUGCAGUGUUGGUUAACACUUUGCUCAGACUAUAUGGUGAAACCAACCUGAGCCUGGACUGAAAACCUACGAGGACUCUCGGGGAUCCCAGAGGAUCAUCAGGUAGCCUACCGGAGGAGGAGAUGGGCCAGGCCGGGAACCACAUCACACUGGACUUUUUUUUUGGCGAUAGGAGGACACUGAAUAUUUGAAAACAUACCAGAAACUUAAAAAGUACAGACGGAUCCUCACAUUCUCUAACUGUAGUGUCAUGAAAUGUUCCAUCUGCUGUGAUUUGGAGUUCACCACCCGCUGGGAUACUCUCCUUGAAGAAUCAGACAGUGUUCCAGACUAAGAGAAGUGGGCAGUGUUAAGUUAUCUCGGAAAAAGGCUCACUUCUGGCUCUAAUCGCAGAGACUUCACCCAGCAGAACUGAUAAGCUAAAGGGAAGGGGGGGGGGGAAUAAUCAAUAUCUGUGGAAAUCUGAGCUCCCCACUCUGUGACCAUGAGUGAGAAAGAACAGAAAGACUGGCGCGAACUUGAACCCACCUACCCUGUCAAAAUCUUCCUGACGGUUCUGUACAGCCUCAUCCUGGUGACGGGCAUCCUGGGUAACUCGGUCACGAUCAGAGUGACCCAGGUGCUGCGGCGUAACGGCUACCUGCAGAAGAACGUGACCGACCACAUGGUCAGCCUGGCGUGCUCGGACCUGUUGGUCCUGCUCAUCGGCAUGCCGGUGGAGCUCUACAGCGCGAUCUGGUUCCCGUUCACAACCGAACAGGGGGACGCUCCGUGCAAGAUCUACAACUUCCUGUUCGAGGCUUGCAGCUACGCCACGAUCCUCAACGUAGCCACGCUUAGCUUCGAGCGCUACGUCGCCAUCUGUCACCCGUUCCGCUACAAAGCCUUGGGGGGCAAGCGCACCUCCGUCCUCAUCACCUUCGCCUGGCUGGUGUCCGUGCUCGUGGCCCUGCCGUUGCUGAUCGCCACGGGAGCGCAGGGACACAUUCCCCUCCGGGCGGACGCCCCCGCCCAGGAUCUGACUUUCUGUACCAACCUGCGGGAGCACUGGGUGAUGUACAGGGUCAGCAUCUUCGUGGCCUUCAUCGUGUACAUGGUCGUGCUGAUCGGCGUGGCCGUCAUGUGCUGGGCCAUGGUCCUGGUCCUGCGGAGACCUUUGGGAGGUGCGGAUGGCGGCGGCGGCAUCAACGGAGCUCAAGGAGCCGCCAAGCACGAAGAUUCAAAGGCCAAGACAGCCAGGAAGCAGACCAUAAUUUUUCUUGCACUGCAGCCUACAGUGGGAGACGGUCCUGCAGAUGACCGAGAGGGCGAGUCUCAUCGUGGGGUCCUUGAUGGUGUGUUGGCUUCCCAACCAGAUUCGUCGUCUUAUGGUGGCUGCCGUGCCCAAGUCCGACUGGACUAUUACCUUCUUCCGGAGCUACGUCACUCUCCACCCUGUGGGCGACUGCUUCUUCUACCUCAGCUCCGUGCUCAACCCGUUCCUCUACAACCUCUCCUCCAGACAGUUCAGGGAGGUUUUUGUCCAGGUGCUGCGGUGUCGCCUCACCAUCGAACACGUCAACAAGCGCACCGUGCGCAGCUCCCACCCCGCCUCCGCGCGCUCCCUCCAUCCCCUGCUGAAGUCGUUUCGUCGCAACAGGGCCAGCCACCCAACCCUCGCAGAAGGGAAAACUCAUCCCACCCUUACAACCAUUCAGAGUCAAAGUGACUCAGGAGUGGCUUCAAAUACUCUUAGCCUGACCGAAGAGUCUGACUCAAUUCUCCAAACAAAGACAGAUGUACCAUCGGAGAGUGAAGUAUAAUGUGCUGUACAAUUUAAUGCAACAAAAGUGAACAGUAAAAACAAGUGAGGGAUGCUUGUGCUGUGCUAUCAGAAACAAAUAAAGAGAUACUCCUUAUACACAGUAAACACAGUACAAAGUGUUAAUUCUGGAAUUUCACUAACGGAUCACGAUCAGCUGACAAUUUGGCACAAUAGCAAGCUUCAUGGGACUCCUCAAGUAUGAAAUAGUUAUCAAGUCACAAAGUGAUACACACAAAAAGCUCAAAUAUUCAGUUAGCAUGAAGACCCUUGCCUGGGUCCAGACCUUUGAAUCCGCCUACAUCCCCCAGUUGACUUGAUUUGUCUGGCAUUGUGAUGUGAAGUGGCGGUUUGUCGAUUGACAAACGUUCGACCCAAUGAGCGCCGCUGGGGUACUAACGAUCGACCCGAUGAGCGCCGCUGGGGUACUGACGACCCAAUCAGCACCAGGGGUGGGACUAACGCUGUAUAAAGCGUUGUCAAGCUGUGUUUACAUAGACAGCAUGUCUUUCAAUAUCUCCCAACAUCGUAUUUUGUUGUUGCUUCGCUUCGCUCCACUAAAGGAAAACUUUGCCGAUCCUCAACCAGCUCUUAUACUGUAUUAGUACAUGCAUGUGGAAAAGUUUGCGAUGUGUUAACCUGCAGACCCCUGCCAGUGAGUAAAGUUUUUUUUACACUAGACGCAUCCAAGGUGGUGCGCGCCAUCGUGACGUCAAAAUGACGUAAUAUCCUGCCGGCGCGCCCGAUUUAUGGCGCGCGAGCCGAGGUCGCGCACAGCUCUUUAUUUAUUUUUUUUUUCAGUGGUGCGCGACAGAGCCGAAACGAGUUCGCCGACAACCAGAUGCUAGGACUCUCCCAGUGACUGCAAGUCUCUCAUGUAAACUUACUGCGUUAAGAUGAGUUAUUUUAUGGCGAAUGAAAGGCUUGAUCCGACAAAGUAGCUCAUCGAAUCAAAUCGAAGCAUUGACGGCAAUUCUGCCAGUUCUGCCAUUGUUUACCUUUUUCUUCUUCUAGUCCGUAGAAAGAGCAACGUCGGUAGCCUUUGCUCAUUAGCGCCACCGCUGUUCAGGAGAAGACUGCAACUAGCGUCGCGAGCACCAGCGCGGGUAUAAAUACUCACGGCGAUCCCAUGACGUCACAUUUGUACGCGCCAGCUGGGCUGUGUCUAGUAUAGAAGACGCUUAAGUGGGGAGCUGUGGGCGCGCAGGCAACACGGAGGGACACACCGUUUAUCUGCACACACUGCCCACACUGCAAUGACACAAAGCUGGUUGAAAAUUGGUAGAUUUUCACUUAAAAACAACGGCAAAACCAGUAUGUUGGAUUGGUUUACCAUCAGUGUGGAAUACUGAUUGGUUAGGAAAAAAUGUAAUCCUGGUCCGCGAUUAAAAAAAAAAA